Carassius gibelio (silver crucian carp) is the source of this 1394-nucleotide messenger RNA. Its product is annotated as SLAM family member 5-like. The transcript has a single exon. Bases 133 to 918 code for a protein of 261 amino acids. The record is from RefSeq and is a predicted model, not a curated record. NCBI's taxonomy places the organism in Eukaryota, Metazoa, Chordata, Actinopteri, Cypriniformes, Cyprinidae.
AAAAAAAAAAAACAAUUCUCUUUUUGGAAGCUCUAUAAGUUCAGGUGUGUGUCUUUAUGUCCAGUCUAGUCUUAUCCCAGUGUACAUGUCCAAUCUGUCCACGUGACCCUGGUUUGAACCACAGUGGUCCUAAUGUUCCUGUUCCUGUUCUUCAGGUGUGUUCCUGCUAAAACUAAUGGGAAUCAGUCAGUGAUGGAGGGAGAUUCAGUCACUCUAGACUCUGAUCUUACUGAAAUGAUGGAUGAUGAUCUGAUUCUGUGGACGUUUGGACCUGGAAACACUCGAAUAGCUGAAAUUAAUGUCCUGGCUGACAGCAUGACUGUAUUUGAUGAUGUUCUUGAUGGGAGAUUCAGAGACAGACUGAAGCUGGACGAUCAAACUGGAUCUCUGACCAUCACACACACCAGAACUGAUCACGCUGGACAUUAUAAACUAGACAUCAAGCGUGUGAUCAAGACUUUCAGUCUCACUGUGUAUGGUGUUCUGCCUGUUCCUGUCAUCAGCAGAAACUCAUCAUCAUCAUCCUCAUCAUGUUCACUGGUGUGUUCAGUCAUGAAUGUGAGUCAUGUGACUCUCUCCUGGUUCAGAGGAAUCAGUUUAUUGUCCAGCAUCAGUGUGUCUGAUCUCAGCAUCAGUCUCUCUCUUCCUCUGGAGCUGGAAGAUCAGGAUAAAAACAGCUACAGCUGUGUGCUCAACAAUCCCAUCAGCAACCAGACUCAACAUCUGGACAUCACUCAGCUCUGUCACACAUCUGCAGGUAUGGGGAUAUUAACAUUGAUUCAAUUAAAUUCAAUUCAAGUUUAUUUGUAUAGCGCUUUUUACAAUACAAAUCGUUACAAAGCAACUUUACAGAAAAUUAUGUUUCUACAAUAUUUAGUAGUAGCUAGUCGUUUGUGCACAUUUAACAGGAUUUUAUAAAAAAUAAAAAAUAAUAAUAAUACAAGACGUAGUCAGCUAGACGAUGAACUAUCAAUAUUAUUAAUUAAUAGUUAUUAUAUGAUGCAGUCACACAUUUAGCAAUAAUUGUUAGUUCUGUUUGUUGAUUCAGGGUUAGCAUCAUCUCUUCUCCGGUGUUCUGGAUCCAGACUGGAGCUUGUGUAAAUCCUAGUUACCACGGGAUGUGAAACCCGUGGCGAAACAUAGAAACAAAAUACAGACAUCAUUAGUAUAGCUGCUGAUCCAAUAAAGUAAAAUUAGUUUAACCCAAGCUAAUGAAUAAAAAUGCACCUUUGAACAGAUGCUACUACACUCACAAUUAAAAAGAUACAUUAUUCGAAUGCUUGGCGAAAGAGAUGUGUUUUUAAUCUAGAUUUAAACAGAGAGAGUGUGUCUGAACCCCGAACAUUAUCAGGUGGGCUAUUCCAGAGUUUGGGAGCCAAAUGUGAGAAAGCUCU